UCAAAUUCAAGCUGCUCGACAAAGAGAAGAAGAAGAAGUUCCGUCUCGAUCCGUGUUCCAGUAGCGCCAAAUUUCGAACAUGUUGUUAAAAAGAACUCAAAGAAAUGGCUGAAAAAUAUUCCAAGUCUAAACUUAAACGGAAUAAAGUGCCGGUCAAAGAGCUGCAGCCGGAAGCAAGGUUAGGUGGGACAGCGCGGAGGAGUCCUGCCUACCCCAGAGACAGCACUGCGCCUAUGGGAAGGGUGGGGGCUCCUGUGCGGUGGUGGAGCAGACAGCAGCUGCCUGCAGCGGAGCGGCUGUGGGCGAUGGCUCUGGAGAGCGCUUUGCAGGAGGACCAGCUCUGGGACCUUCCUCCUCCUCUCCCUCCUCUCCCUUCUCUCCCUCCUUCCUCUGCAGCGAGAGCUGCAGCUGGACAGGCGGAUGAGCAGCGGUGGUGUGACCUCAGUGGAGAGGUGCCCCCCCUCCCUGUGUCUUCCCCCCCCUCUUUUCUCAGGCAGCAGCAGCCCUCAGUGCUGUCCUCUCAUUGCAGCAGGCCCAAUUUAGCCCCCAUCCAAUCACCACAGCCCCCACUCACCAGCUGGAAGGAGCCACCAUCACCCAGCAGACCCUCAGGUGGAGACAGGUGGAGUAAAGGAGGAGAGACUGGAGCGCUAAACAGAGAGGGGGGGGCCAGGAGGAAGGAUUCUCUGCAGAGGGUGGAGGAGCAUAAAGAGGAGGGGGUGCAUAGGACUGUUGGAGAUGCGACAGGAGGGGGGGAGCGGCACAGCUGUCCCAUAUGCCUGCUGGAGUUCAAUGAGGGCUCCACACAGAUGGAGCGCGACGGCCACCUGGCCCGCUGUCUGUCCGAGGUCAACGUGGACAUGAGCUGGUGAGAGGACAGGACGCUGGCCGCGCUCCAGCAGGAAACACUCACCACACACACUGACUCAGGAUCAGAUGGUGCAGAGAACACCCAGCCGCUCACUGACGGAGGCUAUCCUUCACUCUGGGUCCUGACUCAAAGUGACAGAAACUCUCUGGAGAAAACACUGGAAGAAGUUUCACACUGACAGCUCUGCUCUCAAAAAACAACUGAAACGAGGUGCAAAGCUGCUAAAAAAGAAUAUGUGACUGGAUUCUGUUGAUAUGAAUUAAUGAAUUUACUGUCAGGUAUUAGUUUUUUGUCUCAUCUUUUGCUGAACGGAUGAAUUAAAGAGAGCUUCAGAGUCUGUUCCUCCCGCUGUCAAUAUUUAUGAUAAGCUAACCAACGCAUGUGCUGAGGGACAUUGAUAUUCAUUUAAUCUUCUCUAGCACAUAAACAUAUUGUUAGACUUAAAGCUAUAAUAUGUAACA
Molecule: messenger RNA, 1332 nt
Organism: Eleginops maclovinus (Patagonian blennie)
Lineage: Eukaryota; Metazoa; Chordata; Actinopteri; Perciformes; Eleginopidae
Product: Fanconi anemia core complex-associated protein 20
Exons: 4
Coding region: 105-872 (255 amino acids)
Cellular component (GO): Fanconi anaemia nuclear complex
Molecular function (GO): ubiquitin binding
Source: RefSeq, a predicted model, not a curated record